AUGCGACGCGCGGACCGCCUCUUCCAGAUCGUUCAGCACCUGCGCGGCGGGCGCCUGACCACGGCGGCGCGGCUCGCCGAGCAGCUCGAAGUGUCCGAACGCACGAUCUAUCGCGACAUUGCCGAUCUGCAGUCGACCGGCGUGCCGAUCGAUGGCGAGGCCGGCGUCGGCUACAUCAUGCGCGAGGGGUUCGACCUGCCGCCGAUGAUGUUCACGCGCGACGAGAUCGUCGCGCUGGUCGCCGGCGCGCGCAUGGUCAGCGCCUGGGGCGGCAUCGCCAUGGCGCGCGCCGCCCAGGAGGCGCUGGUCAAGAUCGAGACGGUGCUGCCCGACACGGCGCGGGCGCGGCUCAAAUCGGUGGAAAUCCGCGCGCCCGCGCACCGCAUGUCGGCAGAGGAACGCGAAAAGCUCGACACGCUCGAACGGGCCUGUGAGGAUCGGCUGGUCACCGCGCUCGCCUAUACCGAUGCGGAGGGGGCUGCGACCGACCGCUCCAUCUGGCCGCUGGGUCUCUGGUUCUGGGGCGGAAGCUGGACGGUGAUCGGCUGGUGCCUGAAGCGCGAGGAUUUCCGCAUGUUCCGCAUCGACCGGAUCGGCACCAUGACGCCGACCGGUGCGACCUUCAGACCCGAGAAGGGCAAGACCUUGCGCGACUUCUACGCGCAGAUGAUCGCGUGCGGCGAAGUGCCCAAGGGUUUCGAUUUCCUCGGCCCGGGCAUAUAA
Molecule: messenger RNA, 723 nt
Organism: Effrenium voratum
Lineage: Eukaryota; Dinophyceae; Suessiales; Symbiodiniaceae
Source: the annotation of a GenBank genome assembly